This is a messenger RNA of Fusarium mangiferae, 507 nucleotides long. RefSeq lists its product as uncharacterized. The transcript has 2 exons. The record is from RefSeq and is a predicted model, not a curated record. Bases 1 to 507 code for a protein of 168 amino acids. Lineage: Eukaryota; Fungi; Ascomycota; Sordariomycetes; Hypocreales; Nectriaceae.
AUGCACGGCAGGUGUUCUCUUUCCAGCUCCUUUGUUAGCCAAUAUUGCAGUAUUGUAAAUACGGGAUCCCACCUCGCUUCUCUCAAUGACGCAGAGCCUCAGCGCCUUCACGACGUCAACAAAGACUUGUGGCAACGUACAUUUCUAUCAGUUAUGGGAAGCGAACAUGAUAAAUCAUCUACUCUCAAUAUAACUUUUGGCCUGCAUGGCAAUUCCUUGCCUAUACUUAACCCGGGAUCUCUGCCCCAGCCCCAGCAUGCCCAUGCAUUCCCCAGCCCUAACACCCCAAACCACUAUAACUCUGCAUCACCACAACCCGCAAUUACAGGCCCUGAGCUUAAAUCCGAGCCCAAUCAGGACGCCACACCAACCCAAGUUCAAAGUCCUCGGCGAUGCGGUAGCAGGCCUUUCUCAUGUCCUGAUUGUCGCACUUAUGCCACCAACCGUAGAUACAACUUGAAGCGACACCGAGAGACGCGGCACCGAAAAAUGCGACACAGCCAUUAA